Fimicolochytrium jonesii is the source of this 1797-nucleotide messenger RNA. RefSeq lists its product as uncharacterized. Lineage: Eukaryota; Fungi; Chytridiomycota; Chytridiomycetes; Spizellomycetales; Powellomycetaceae. The transcript is spliced from 2 exons. The record is from RefSeq and is a predicted model, not a curated record. Gene Ontology annotation, molecular function: zinc ion binding. Bases 182 to 1705 code for a protein of 507 amino acids.
ACGGAAUUCAUCCUCGGGUAGGCACACGCGCUUCCUUACAUACCCGUCCAGUUCUUCCACUCGCUCCGGGAACAUAUAUACGGGACCCUAGGUCGUCAAACCCCAAUACUCCGAUCGUUUCGACUCGAGCGAGAAUCAAAGAAAACAUCCAGGAGUCCUUUCAACCCCGAAAUUCUGAGCCAUGCUCUCCCCGUCGUCGUCGAAAUGUCGCUCAGGGCCAUGGCAAAAGUCCUUGUCCGCGCACCUAGCAUUACUCUUCGGUCUCGCGAGUCUGCUUCCAACAGCGCCGUUUCCCACUUCCAUCUUUGCUAAAGCAGCGCCGUCGCAGCUGGUGUAUCCUCAAACGUCAUAUGAGUAUGUGCUGUUGGACCCUUUACCCGUGAAUUCUACGGGUGAAACCCUCGUUACGAACUUGUUGAAUGUCCUGGGAAUGAAGCAGACAGAUAGUGGGCAGAUAAUACAGUUCAAGACGACUAGUUUGGGGGAUAAUGCCAUAACGGGCCUAUUGUUGGACUACGGCGAUGGGUGCAACUCAUCGCUACCCGUCCUGUCGGCACUCCCUGCCACAGCAAUCCAUAUAGCGUUGCUGAACGUCACAAAGUCGGCGACCUGCAACAUCACGGCGGCGGUAGUAAACAGCCUCACUAGCAUGAGCACAAAUGGGGGUGUUGCGUUGAUCGCUUUCGGGGAUACGGGUGACGACGAAAUCGCAGCGCUCGCCCAGGCGGACUACCCACCAGAACUGGUGAAGCCGGCCUACCUCUUCGACAAACAUCUGGGAUCUGUGAUGGUGGCCCUUCUGCAACUCGUGAACGGCACUCAAUCGGGAGGCCAACAGCCCGAGUUCCGCCUCCCCGACGACCCAACGGCGUUCAUCCCCGGCGCCCCCUUCCCACCCAACUUCCCCAACCCCUCCCCCCUCCCCAACUUCCUCCCCAUAUCCGGCCCCGUCGUGCGAAUCGGCGUACGGGUCGUGAUCAAAGAACUAGUAUACAACAUCUUCCCCCCCUUCUGGCGGUUCGCCCUACUCUCCCUCGGCAUAUUCCUCGCCCUCUCCGUCCCCGCCGUCGCCUUGAUGCGUUGGCGCACGUCCCGCUACAUCACCGCACAAUCCCAGCAACGGGCCGCAGCGGCCCCCGUCACCCUCGACGUCGCGACACUUAACGCCCGCAGCCACAUCGCACCCUUCGCGACCAUCCGAUCAACCUACGAAGGCUCGGCGCAAUGCUCCAUCUGCCUCGACGAGUUUGACGCGGAUACGCCCGUACGGCAGCUCCAACCCUGCGGCCACGCCUUCCAUCCGCCGUGUGUUGACCAGUGGCUGACGGAACAGACAGCUGUAUGUCCGUUGUGUCGCACCUCGUUGUUGGAGGAUAAACCUGCGAAUCAGGCUGAUGGGGAUACCGCUGCUGCGGAUGUGGCUGGGGGCCGCCGCACUGCAAUAGCGCUGACGAGGCUAUGGCAUCCACGCCGCGCGGCGGCGGCGGGGACGAGGGUGACGCCAGCUUCAGAGCCGGGGAGGCGACAGUCAUCCUCAGCGACGCUGGCCAACGCACCACCGGAACGACCACACCAACGACAAACGCGACGAUGGUGGCCAUUCAGCCGCGCCUCACCAAGUACAACGGAUGGCACCGCAGCCGAUCUGGAACGAGGGACGGACGUCAUACAGUUGGAGGAACAGAGGCGGCCACCAGUAUCGUAACGGGUAUUAUCCCUCCCACAGGAAGCAAUCCGCCAUCACCACCACUACCACCACCACCGUGUGAUAUCCUUACAUAGGUCUCCCUCCAUAGG